UGCUUAUUUCGUUUUGUUUACAUUACAUUUUCUGAGGUUAAGAACUCCUGCAAUUGUCUCUCCACCCAACUACGUUUGUGUGCCCAUCAACUAUUCAAUAUUAAUCUUGCACAUCUUUAAUCCCCCAACAUUCUUCAGGCAAACAAUGGUUCAUCGAUUGGCGGGCCUCAUUUUGACACUUGUUCUACCAACGCUUAUCACAUCGUUACUCCAAAAUUGUCAAAACUUUACCCAAAAGUGUAUUUGUGGGCGAGAAGAUUACUAUGGCAAGCAUGAUCAGUACAUUGUAAACUGCACUAAUACUGGUUUUACAGAUGCCAAAAUUUUGGAAAACCUACCCUCUGAAACUCAGGUGCUAAUAUUCUCUGGUAACAAAAUUAGUACUCUUCCAUGGAAUGUGUUUGGAACAAUGAAUAAUCAUAGUGAGCUUCGAGUUAUCGACAUGUCCAAUAAUGGAAUAAAAGAGAUUCGAGGAAAAUCGUAUCAUCAUGUCCCUAAUGUUGAAAGGCUUAUCCUCAACCAUAAUGAAAUUUCAAUCGCCACUAGCGAGCCGAAUAAUCAUCAUCAUCCAAGGGUAUUUUCUAACUUCGACAGCCUAUCGGAGCUGCACUUGACAAAUGCAUUUGCAGAUAACACAAGUGAGGAUUUGGCAGCAGACCUUCAUGACAUCUUUAUUAACAGUGAGUUGAGACACCUGAACAAGUUGCAUUUGGAGCAGAAUGAAAUUACGGGGUUCCGUGACCCUAAUGUCUUUUGUAGCCUCCCAAAUCUCAUGGAUCUUCACUUAGGUGACAACUUACUGAGAGACCUUCACUUUAACCUCUCUUGCUUGGAGCACUUACGAUUCCUUGACCUUGAGCGAAAUCAGGUGAUGGCCUUGAAAGAUGCUGAUUUGGCCGUACUUGACUCUUUUCCACAACGCCACAAAAAUCUUGCUAUCGACCUCAGUGGUAAUCCUUUUGUAUGUGGUCAUGAAAUGGAGCAUCUGUGUGCAUGGCUACGUGUCUCUCAGGUCAGAAUACGGAACAAAAAUGCUAUCACUUGUACCACCAGCAACAGUAUCAACACUGAUAAGCAUAUAGAAGGUCACAGUGACUGUCUGCCCCAUACUCUCCUAAUGACCCAGGUGCAACCUCCUUCAUCACACACACUAGUAACUUUUGUUUUGACAGCCCUUACUGUGGUUCUCUUAUCUUUAGUUUGUCUUCUACUUUAUGUUAACCGUGACCAAAUUAGCUACCAGCUUCGGCCAGUCAUAGACUCAGUAACAAGAAAGGUGCAAUACACAUCAAUUGGGAAACAAGAGGAACACGAGAUGGUUCUGUGAUGAAGAUGACCCAUUUCAAUCAAGUCCAGAAGUUAAAGUCAGUCAAAUUUUCAAAACUCCAACCGCCUCAAUCACCUAAACCUCUCUCUUGAACUCACAUUCAUUAGAGUUCAAAUUUUUUUAAAAAAAAUACUCCUUUUAAAUACAAGGUGUAACCUCUUCUGAAAUUUUUGCGGUAGAUCUUAAUUUAAAAUUUCCUCUCUUAGUUGCAAGCCAACUAAAAGCUGUCCCCUAAAAAUAUUUUUUAAUGACUGUCAUGUCAAAAAUGCAUGCCGAUAUGCACUAAAUCCCUCCAUCGAGGAGAGUUAACCAAGAUUUUUCUCCAACAACUAGUCUACUUGUUGUUUGAAGAGACCAAGUUUCAGAAUACAGUAAUGAAAAAUAUCUGUGUAAUAUUCUUAAGUUUUUGAGGACUGCUUUCUUGUAGUAAACAUAAAUAGAUAUUUUUUUUCUUUUUACCUCGGAUUUUGCAACCAAAAAAAUUCAGCAUCAAAAUAAUUCAGACUCUUUUUCAUGGUUUUUUUAUGCUGGAUUAUACUUUAAUGCAAUGUUCGGAUAAAAUAAAAUCCGAAUUUUCAUACCUGUAAAUCUCAUAGAGAAGGGACGUCUGGUGCGCAAUUGAAUUAAACCUUCGAAGCAAUGAUGGAUCCCAAAUUGAAACAUAUUUUAUUUUUAUGAAUUAAAUGAUAAGGAAGAUACCAAAUUGUUGACGAAGUGGAAAGUGAUUACAAAGUAAUGGCUUUCUUUCUCGUGUUAUAUUUCAAGUGUUGUUAGUUGAAUUGACCGUUUAAGACGUGUCACUAAAUUAGUUUGUUGAAUUAUUCAAGGUUAGGAAGAUGCAUGAGAAUGUAUUGUGCAUGAAGACUAUUGUCAUUUUUAAUAGAGAUUUUAAUUAGUGUGGUCUCGAAUGAUUUUUUAAAUGUUUUAUUUGCAAGUCUUUUAGUUGAUAUAUUCUCUGUUAAUUUUUUGUAGCAUAGUAGGUUGUCUCUGCAUAAUGUUAUUAAUUCUUAUUUUUCAAACUUUAUAACUGCCUUUUUCAAAAAGAAUUUUUACUACAUUUUCCUUGUUAUAUUCUUUAAGGUUUUUGUACUUUUUUAUAUUCUGACUCAUGCAUAAUUUUAUGUUUACCUGUAAAUACUGCACAGAACUCUCCCACUAACAUAGAUCUAAUGUUUCUUGGUUGUUUCAUGUGUGAUCCCUGCAAAAACUUUGAUAGUCAAUUCUAUCAUCAAAGGUUUUCUUUUUUCUUCUUUUUAAAAAGUAACAAAUCCUCAAAAUUAUUUUAAAAUUUAUACAUGGUAGGUCAGCCAAAAUUAUUGAUUGUAAUAUCUUCAAGAAUUAUUGCCCAUCCACUAGGCGUAUCUUUUGUGUACUAAUCAUUUAAUCCUUUUUCACAACAAGGUUAGCUCUGCUUCAAAAUCAAAAUUUUAUGUAUUAUCUAGUAACUUUUUACCCCCAUUCUGAGGAAGCUAAUUGAUUUUUGAGUCUUUUACGGCCGAAAGAAUGUUCUUUGCCUAGCCGUGCAUCAUGCAUUUUAAAAAGUAAGUAGGUAUCCAAGUCUAUUUUAAUGCUGGCAGGAAACUCCCAGCUCAUGAUUGUGGUAAAAAUUUAUACAAUGGAUUCCCAUUCUUGUCCAUUUCAUGAUCUAGUGAGAGUAUUCAUAAGUGCCUUUCUUGAAGUGUUCAAAAGACUUUCUUUAUAUAUAUAUAUUUAUGUAUACAUACCUACUUAACAUGUAACCUAAAUUAUUGUUUUUCUGAAAGUGUUCAAAAAUACUUUUUUAAAAUUUUUUUGUUAGUUUAUUAACUGUACUUAAAAAAUUAUCUAUUAUUUCCUGUUACUAGAAAUUUUAAUCUUGUAGCAAGAAAAGUAUUUAUUGCAGCUCGCCAUUUUACUUGAAGGGAUAAUUUAGAAUCACCCUUGAUCUCAUGAAGAUCAAAGUUCUAACUUUUUCCUUUGUACAUUUCUUAUUCUUAUCGAUAGGUUCCCAAUUUUAUUAAGAUAAUUUUUCAUACUUUAGUAAGAACUUUAUAUUUUCAACAGGCAUGUAAAUUGAAGUGCAUAACCAAGUACUAACUACUCAAGAGGUAAUCAAUUUUUUAUGCAACUGGGUAAACAAUAUAAUUAAAUUUUCCUUUUUCCAGAUGAAAAAAAGGUGAAUAAUACUUGGAUAUGCAAUAUUUGUCCAUAAUUGCGCGAAAUUAUUGAUCACCUCUCUCUAUCUAAGCUCUAUCUCUAGGUGCUUCUUUUCUUUUUAUACCCAUAUAUUCAUGCUUUUUGUACUUAUCUCCUGAAGAUCUCAUAAUUCCGAAAUACUGGCUGAACAGUUAAGCUUGAAAUUAUGAAAAAAAAAAAAAA
Molecule: messenger RNA, 3685 nt
Organism: Bemisia tabaci
Lineage: Eukaryota; Metazoa; Arthropoda; Insecta; Hemiptera; Aleyrodidae
Product: trophoblast glycoprotein
Cellular component (GO): membrane
Molecular function (GO): protein binding
Source: RefSeq, a predicted model, not a curated record